This is a messenger RNA of Pistacia vera, 1237 nucleotides long. RefSeq lists its product as uncharacterized. The transcript is spliced from 2 exons. The record is from RefSeq and is a predicted model, not a curated record. The coding region runs from base 18 to 1043 and encodes 341 amino acids. Lineage: Eukaryota; Viridiplantae; Streptophyta; Magnoliopsida; Sapindales; Anacardiaceae.
UUACAGCAUUGAAAACCAUGGAGACCGUAAAAGUUAGCUUCUUAGUAAUCGUUGCAAUAGUUUUGGUUUCAGGUGUAGCUCAAGUUUCAGAGGCCGUGGGUACUUUUACCUGCACAUACCCAACAAGUCCAUGCUAUGGCAAGAAAAUAGAGUGCCCAUAUGAAUGCCCCUACACUUCCUCCUCAGACCACAACGCAAAAGUUUGCUAUGUAAAUUGUUAUUCACCCGUUUGCCAGGCUCAGUGCAAACACAAGAAAGCUAACUGUGACAGCCCUGGAUCCGCAUGCUAUGAUCCUCGUUUCAUUGGUGGCGAUGGCAUUGUCUUCUACUUCCAUGGCAAGAGCAAUGAACACUUUAGCCUAGUUUCUGACCCCAAUAUGCAAGUCAAUGGCCGUUUCAUUGGCCACCGCCCAGCCGGCCGCACCAGGGACUUUACCUGGAUUCAGGCCUUGGGAAUCCUUUUCAAAUCUCACAAAUUCUCUCUUGAGGCCACCAAGGCUGCUGAAUGGGACAGUGAAGUUGACCAUCUUAAGUUCGCUUGCAAUGGCCAGGACUUAGACAUCCCAGAAGGUCCACUAUCCGUCUGGCACUCUGAAGGAAAAGAAAUUAAAGUGGAGAGAGUUUCAAGCAAGAAUAGUGCCAUUGUCUCCCUGAAGGAUACAGCUGAAAUUUUGGUCAAUGUGGUGCCAAUAACCAAAGAAGACGACAGAAUCCACAAGUACCAUACUCCAGCUGAUGACUGCUUUGCUCACUUGGAGGUUCAAUUUAGGUUUUUUAAUCUGUCCGCAAAGGUUGAUGGAGUUCUUGGCAGGACUUACAGGCCUGAUUUCGAGAACCCAGCUAAACCUGGUGUGGCAAUGGCGGUUUUGGGAGGCGAAGAGAAGUAUAAAACCGAUACCCUUCUCUCCACAGAAUGCGGUGCUUGUGUGUUCUCAACAGAAAGUGACGGUGCAGACCAAGUGAUCACAGAAGUGAUAGAGUAUGACACCCUGGACUGCACCCGCAGGUCCUCUGCAGGAUACGGAAUUGUUUGCAAGAAAUGAAAGCUGAAAAAAGUUGCUUGCUAUCCAACUGAAUAAGAGUAGCUUCGUUACUGGAAUAAUUGCUACAGAUUGCCAAAAGAUAUGGCAUUUUGUAAUGUUGGGUACUAUCGUUUAUUGUGCUAAGUAACAGUCUUGUUAUGUUCUUAUGGUGUAAUGUUGGUUUCAAUUAGUGCAAGUCAAGUAUAUUUGUUGAA